Messenger RNA from Prionailurus viverrinus (fishing cat), 2274 nucleotides. It is a transcript of the gene AOC1, whose product is annotated as amine oxidase copper containing 1. Bases 1 to 2274 code for a protein of 757 amino acids. Gene Ontology annotation, molecular function: diamine oxidase activity; primary methylamine oxidase activity; copper ion binding. The record is from RefSeq and is a predicted model, not a curated record. The transcript has 4 exons. NCBI's taxonomy places the organism in Eukaryota, Metazoa, Chordata, Mammalia, Carnivora, Felidae. Gene Ontology annotation, biological process: amine metabolic process; response to antibiotic. Gene Ontology annotation, cellular component: plasma membrane.
AUGCAGCGAGAGACCCUGGCCCUUGGCUGGGCCAUUGCCACCAUCUUGGCGCUGCAGACAGUGGCCGCGACCAAGUGCACCCCACGGACCCUGCACCACAAGGCCAGGGUGUUCGAGGACCUGAGUGCCCAAGAGCUGAAGGCCGUGCGCAACUUCCUCUGGUCCCAUAAGGAGCUGAGGCUGGAGCCUUCCCGAACACCGACCAUGGCCAAGAACUCCGUGUUCCUCAUUGAGAUGCUGCUGCCCAAGAAGCAACACGUACUGAAAUUUCUGGAUAAAGGUGGAAGGCCUCCCGCGCGGGAGGCACGUGCCGUCAUCUUCUUCGGAGCCCAGGAGCACCCCAACAUCACCGAGUUCGCUGUGGGGCCCCUGCCAUGGCCCUACUACAUGAGAGAGCUGCCCCCCAAGCCUGGGCACCAGGCCACCUGGGCCUCCAGGCCCAUCUCCUCGGCGGAGUAUGCCCUCCUGGGCCACGCCCUGAAAAAGGCCAUGAAGCCCCUGCACCAGUUUUUCCUCGAUACCACAGGCUUCUCCUACCAAGAUUGUCACUCCCGAUGCCUGACUUUCACAGACGUGGCGCCUCGGGGCCUGGCCUCCGGCGAGCGCCGCUCUUGGUUUAUCUUGCAGCGCUUUGUAGAAGGCUACUUCUUGCACCCCACUGGACUGGAGCUCCUCCUGGAUCACAGAAGCACCAACGCCCAAAACUGGACGGUGGAGCGGGUCUGGUACAAUGGGAAGUUCUACCGGAGCCCGGAAGAGCUGGCGCGGAAGUACGAGGACGGAGAGGUAGACGUGGUGGUUCUGGAGGACCCAUCGCCCAAGGGCAAGAGUGAAAAGAGCACGGAGGAACCACCCCUCUUCUCCUCCUACAAGCCACGUGGGGACUUCCCCACCCCCAUCAAUGUGACUGGCCCCCGCCUGGUCCAGCCCCUAGGUCCCCGCUACCGGCUGGAGGGCAACACCGUGCUCUACGGCGGCUGGAGCUUCUCCUUCAGGCUGCGUUCCUCCUCGGGGCUACAGGUCCUGAACGUGCACUUCGGGUGCGAGCGUGUAGCCUAUGAGGUGAGCGUGCAGGAGGCGGUGGCACUGUAUGGAGGACACACGCCUGCGGGCAUGCAGACCAAGUACAUCGACGUGGGCUGGGGCUUGGGCAGCGUCACUCAUGAGCUAGCCCCUGGCAUCGACUGCCCGGACACAGCCACCUUCCUAGAUGCCCUCCACUACUACGAUGCCGAUGACCCGGUGCGCUACCCCCGAGCCCUCUGUGUCUUUGAGAUGCCCACGGGAGUGCCCGUCAGGCGACACUUCAAUUCCAACUUCAGCGGCGGCUUCAACUUCUAUGCAGGCCUGCAGGGCCAGGUGCUGGUGCUACGAACAACGUCAACAGUCUAUAACUAUGACUACAUCUGGGACUUCAUCUUCUACCCCAACGGGGUGAUGGAGGCCAAGAUGCAUGCCACCGGCUAUGUCCACGCCACCUUCUAUACCCCAGAGGGGCUGCGCCAUGGGACCCGCUUGCACACACACCUGCUUGGCAACAUUCACACUCACUUAGUGCAUUACCGCGUCGACCUGGAUGUGGCAGGCACCAAAAAUAGCUUCCAGACCCUGGAGAUGAAGCUAGAAAAUAUCACCAAUCCCUGGAGCCCCAGACACCAGCUGGUGCAGCCGACCCUGGAGCAGACAAGUUACCACCGGGAGCGCCAGGCAGCCUUUCGCUUCAGACAGCCUCUGCCCAAGUACCUGCUCUUUGCCAGUCCCAGGGAGAACCGCUGGGGCCAUAAGCGCAGCUACCGACUUCAGAUCCACUCCAUGGCCGACCAGGUGCUGCCCCUGGGUUGGCAGGAGGAACAGGCUAUCACCUGGGCCAGGUACCCCCUGGCCGUGACCAAGUACCGGGAAUCAGAAGUGUGCAGCAGCAGCAUCUAUAACCAGAAUGACCCCUGGGACCCACCUGUGGUCUUUGAGGAGUUUCUUAAAAACAAUGAGAACAUCGAAAAUGAGGACUUGGUGGCCUGGGUCACAGUGGGCUUCCUGCACAUCCCCCACUCAGAGGACAUCCCUAACACUGCCACACCAGGGAACUCUGUGGGCUUCCUGCUCCGGCCUUUCAACUUCUUCGAUGAGGACCCAUCCCUGGCGUCCAGAGACCCCGUGAUCGUGUGGCCGCGGGACGGUGGCCCCAACUACGUCCAGCGCUGGAUCCCUGAGGAGGAGGGGGACUGCUUAAUGCCUGACCCUUUUAGUUAUAAUGGGACUUACAGGCCUGUGUGA